Molecule: messenger RNA, 1258 nt
Organism: Aspergillus glaucus CBS 516.65
Lineage: Eukaryota; Fungi; Ascomycota; Eurotiomycetes; Eurotiales; Aspergillaceae
Product: putative RNA binding protein Pym
Exons: 1
Coding region: 67-795 (242 amino acids)
Biological process (GO): exon-exon junction complex disassembly
Cellular component (GO): exon-exon junction complex; cytoplasm
Molecular function (GO): RNA binding
Source: RefSeq, a predicted model, not a curated record
AGUACCUACAUAAUACGGAGAAGGAUUCAAUUCUUCUACAGUGAACUACGACUCUUACCACGCACAAUGGCGGAUUCCUCGCAGCUCACCAAGUCCGGAAUAGCGACAGACGCCACAACCGGCGAACGAUUCAUCCCCUCCUCCGUCCGCGCAGAUGGCACCAGACGCCGCGAAAUCCGAGUCCGACCGGGCUAUAAACCCCCCGAGGACGUCGAAUUAUAUAGGAACAAGGCCGCCUUGGCAUGGAAGAACCGUGGUCAGGGUGGAGUGCCGGGUGCUGAGGGAGUGAAGAACGACACCCUCGACUCCAGUGCUAAAAGCGAAAGCAAUACGAAUCUUACGAGUGCUGCAAGCAACAAGAACGCGAAACGCAGAGAGGCGAAGAAGAAGGCCAAGGCUACGGAAGGUGAAUCUGGUGGUGAUGGUAGGAGGAACAUCGCUGAGAUCGACAACUGGCGCUCUUUCGCUGCGGGCAAUGGCGGUGACAAGAAAAAGACUGAGGAUGGUGCUCAGAAGACCGCUGAAAAGACCACUGAGAAGACCACUGAAGAAGCACCUGUGGACCUAGAAGCCGAGAACGAGAAAAAGGCACGGAAUCUGAAGAAGAAAUUGAGACAGGCACGCGAUCUGCGGGAGAAGAAGCAGCAAGGCGAAUCCUUGCUUCCGGAGCAGUUGGAUAAAAUCAUCAAGAUCAACGAACUAGUGCGUCAGCUGGAUUCGCUUGGUCUCGACUCGAAUGGUGAUAAGAAGGGCUCGGAUGGAGAAGGAGAAAAGAAGGAGAAGGAGAGUGCUUAAAGAUGGGGCAUGGUUUCUGCUCAUCCGAGCGUUGACAACUACGAAAACGAACCACAUCUCGCCCAGGACUCUUGCCUCUUCCUCGCGCCACUAUAACACGGUCGACUCCGUGUGGAAUGGGCCAUACUUGUUCAGCACCAAGAUUGUGCUAGCAUAUGUCCGUUCUGUGCGUGCGAAACAUACAUGGACUCGUCCAUUGCUCUCUGGCAAGGCGGAUCUUGGAACAUCCAUCUCAUACGUAUCAGAUGCGAUCUGAAGUGAUGUGAAAUGAACAAUAACAUCUACACUUGCAGGCGUGCUUCUAAGCAGUCAUGCAAAAGAUAUCUACCACGAGUCCAGGAUAGUUCACGAAAUUCAUCUUUUGGCUAUGAUAGCCAUCGCACUUUUGCAUCGUAUCUAACUAUGUACACUUAUUAUACAAUCAUUGUUCAUCAUCUUUUUUUUUUUUUUUUUUUUUUUUUUU